AAGAAAAGUAAUUUACAGAACUAAACUUGAUCCUUUCUAUCGAUCGAUUGCCAUUUUCUUGUUAUUUUAGUUUAGUACAUCGCAAGGUUUUAUUUUAUAACAAUAACAAUAUUAUUAUUAUUAUUAUUAUUAUUAUUAUUAUUAUUAUUAUUAUUAUUAUUAUUAUGUCCGGUCCGGAGUGUUGUGAAAACCCACCAAAUUAUCUGAGCGGAGAAGGAGGAGCUGGACAUGUCCAACAACUUGGAGGGUUCAACUGCUACAUUUCUGGUCCUGCUGACUACACCCAAGCUGUAAUCCUUGUUUCUGAUAUUUUUGGAUAUGAAGCUCCAAAGUUGAGAAAGCUUGCAGACAAAGUUGCAGCAGCUGGCUUCUAUGUAGUUGUCCCUGAUUUCCUCCGUGGCGAUCCCCAUGUAGCUAAUGAUGAGAGACCUUUAGAAGUAUGGAUAAUUGAUCAUGGACCGGAUCAAGGAUUCGAAGAUGCAAAACCAGUUAUUGAAGCUUUAAAGAGCAAAGGUGUAACUAAAAUUGGAGCAGCAGGCUUCUGCUGGGGAGCUAAGGUAGUCGUGGAACUAGCAAAAUAUGCUUAUAUCCAAGCUGCAGUGCUAUUGCAUCCUUCAUUUGUUGCUUUAGAUGAUAUGCACGCUGUUAAGGUUCCAAUCUCAAUAUUGGGAGCGGAGAUUGACCGAAGAUCUCCACCUGAGCUUGUCAAGCAAUUUGAGAUGGCCUUAAAUGCGAAGCCUGAGGUUGAUGCAUUUGUGAAGAUUUUUCCUGGGGUUUCACAUGGCUGGUCUGUGAGGUACAAUGAUGAAGAUGAAUUUGCUGUAAAAUCUGCUGAAGAGUCUCAUCAAGAUAUGUUGGGAUGGUUUGAGAAACAUGUCAAGUAAAAUUUGCUUUCAGUGUAGUGACAUGUUUUCUUUGUAUGUGUUUGGUAAUAAUAAAGGUUAGGAGGGUUUUCUUUCUCUGCAGCAAAUGAUUCCAUCCACAUGAGAAAUGAGUGUUGUUUGUGUUUGGUUUAUGAGAUAAUAAUUUGCAAGAGCCAUCAAUAGGACUCUUCAGGUGCA
This is a messenger RNA of Solanum dulcamara, 1061 nucleotides long. RefSeq names its product endo-1,3;1,4-beta-D-glucanase-like. Gene Ontology annotation, molecular function: hydrolase activity. Bases 165 to 884 code for a protein of 239 amino acids. The record is from RefSeq and is a predicted model, not a curated record. NCBI's taxonomy places the organism in Eukaryota, Viridiplantae, Streptophyta, Magnoliopsida, Solanales, Solanaceae. The transcript is spliced from 7 exons.